CUGCAGUGCAUGAUGGUCGGUUUACCGGUGGUGGUAUCUGUUGCUGUGACUCCCGUUGUUUUCCUCCCGGUUUCUCCGGUGUUCCUGUGAUGGUGCAGAGGAGAAACACCGGCUGCUGUGCUUUGGACGACAGCUAGCCUCCUGGGAAGUGAGUCCCAAUGCCAUGGCCUCCAGCCACGGCUCCUCCCCAGUGCCUCGUCCCAGCGGUGGAGGCCGAGAUGGGAUCUUCCGCAAGGAGCGAGAGCCCUCCCCUGCUCGCUGCCGGCCAGUCCGCUCCCUGCCUGAUGUCUGCCCUAAGGAACCCACAGGUGAGGGGCGGGGCCUAUGUGAUGGUCCGUCCGUGGUGGCAGAGCACGACAGGUGGACGGUGUACAGUUCAAAGGUCAACCUCCCCGCUGCGCUGAAUGACCCGCGGCUCGCCAAACGGGAGUCAGACUUUUUCACCAAAACCUGGGGUCUGGACUUCGCAGAGACAGAAGUGAUGCCUUCCUUCUACCUCCCCAGCAUCACCAGGGAACACUUUGGACCCUACCUGCAGGAGAUGGCUCAGAGGGAACGUAUUCACGAACGCUGCAAGACGAUCUGCCCCAACAAAGACGACGUGGACGCUGUCUCCAGUAUCACCACUAACCACGAUAAAUCCAGAGCGGAACUGGAACAAGUCCCCAAGAUCUUUAUGAAACCUGACUUUGCUUUGGAGGAUCCAGCCACCUUCAACACCGUCCUGCCCUGGUCUCACUUCAACAGUGCCGGUGGGAAGAGCAGCCGGGACGUGGCCUCGUCCAAACUACUGCAAGAGAAGCUCAGUCACUACCUGGACGUGGUGGAGGUCAGCAUCGCACGGCAGAUCUCCCUGCGCUCCGAGGCAUUUUUUCACGCCAUGUCCUCUCAGCAUGAGCUGCAGGACCAGCUGCAGGAGACACAGCGGGCUGUGGCUGUCCUGCGGGGCCGGACCGCCGCCAUGGACCGGGUCAUGUGUCAGGGGCCUCUUCGGGCCCUUCGCACCACUCUAACGCGAAACAACUGUGUGAAGCUGCACAACAAGCUGAAACUGAUGGCUGCGGUGCAUCAGACACAGCCCACAGUGCAGCUGCUUCUCUCCACCUCAGAGUUUGUUGGAGCGCUGGAGCUCAUUGCCACCACCAAGGAGGUCCUACAGCAGGAGCUGCAGGGGAUCCACAGCUUCAGACAUCUGGGCUCCCAGCUGUGUGAGCUGGAGAAGCUAAUUGACAAGAUGAUGGUGGAGGACUUCAACAUGUACGCACGGAGUGACCUGAACCGCAGCCUGAAAGAUGAGCCACAGAUCCUGGAGAAGGUUUUCACAACUAAUGCUGCCUCAGAGAAGGAGCGUCUGGAGUCACUGGUGUUCGGCUUGCUGCGGCAGAGGAAGCUGGACUUUCUGGAUAUUUACAGCGAUGAGAUGAUCUUAGCCGCGAAGGCCAUCGUCACUCAGUGUGUAGCAGAUAGUGUUUUGCACAUAGAAGAAAUUGACACCGAAGUCGUCACUAAGCUUGCUGAUCAGAUGCGUGUGAUGACGUUCCCUCAGUGGUUUGAGCUACUGACGAACGUCUUUGACAGUUUUCUUCUCUUCUUACAGAGGAUUAAGGCCACAUUGAGCGUGAUCAGAAAAGUGGUUUUGGAGGUUCUGGACUCAAACCAGAAGAACAGGUUCCUGGAGGAGGCCGCUGGCUCCAGGUCUCCGGGCCGGGAGUCUUCCCCUGGUGGUUCACUCCUGCAGGGCGAGGCUGAGCUGGCGUACCUCACCCAUGAGGGUCUGUUCAUUAGUGACGCUCUGAAUGAGGCCCAGCAGGCGGCGGCCGCGGUCCAGGACCAGAGCUCAUGUGUGAGCUCCAGGAUCCAGCAGGGCCGAGUGGAGGCUGCCGGCAGCAACCCAGAGCCCAACACCAGCAGCGAGCAGCCAACAGGGGGCGCUCCCAUUAUGUCUGGUGAGAACAUGAUGCCCUCUGAGCUGGAGCUGAACCGUGUGGUCAACAACACCCAGGAGCUGCUGUACACUGCAUCCGACGUCAGCCACGACCGCUGUGUCAAAGUCCUCACGGCCAGAGCCAAGGAUGGAUCUCUGGAGCGGCUGAGCUCUGCGGAGUUCGUGUGCCUUUCGCAAGCUGUCGAGGGUUUCGUCAGGGACACGGAGGAGCUGUGUGGCAGGCGGAGCGUCUCCCUGAGGGGGGCGCUGCAGAGCCAAGGCAAUCGCUUUGUCCACCGCUUCCACGAAGAGCGCAAGACUAAACUCAGCCUCCUCCUGGACAACGAGAGGUGGAAACAGGCCGAGGUUCCUGCUGAAUUUCAGGAUUUGGUGAACUCUAUUGCUGAUGGCAAAAUAACACUACCAGAGCGUAAAACCCCAGGUCCAGAUGACCGAAAACCGACUGAAUUUCUACUUGUCAAUGGGCAAAAAUAUGCUGUUGUUGGGACGGUUCUGCUGCUGAUCCGGAUCUUCCUGGAAUACUGUCAGUGUGUCAAUGACAUCCCAUCCAUUGCUACUGACAUGUUGACACGUCUGUCGGACCUGCUCAAGCACUUCAACUCUCGGAGCUGCCAGCUGGUUCUGGGAGCCGGAGCUCUCCAGGUUGUCGGCCUGAAGACCAUCACCACCAAAAACCUUGCAUUAGCCUCCCGCUGCCUGCAGCUGGUGGUUCACUACAUUCCCAUCAUCAGAGCUCACUUUGAGACCAAACUGCAGCCUAAACAGUUCAGCGUCCUCAGGCACUUUGACCACAUCACUAAGGAUUACAAUGACCACAUAGCAGAGAUCUCUGCUAAACUGGUGGCCAUCAUGGAUAGUCUGUUUGAGAAGGUUUUAUCAAAGUAUGAGGUGAAGGCGCCGAUGCCCUCAGCCUGCUUCAGAAACGUCUGUAAGCAGAUGGCAAAGAUGCAUGAAGCCAUUUAUGAGCUUUUACCUGAAGAGCAAACACAGAUGUUGUUCCUGAGGAUCAAUGCUAGUUUUAAAAUGCACCUGAAGAGGCAGUUGGCUCGACUUGGAGUCGUCAACGACGGAGGACCACAGCACGGGUUGGUAGUGGUGGACGUGGCGUUCUACACAGAAAACGUUCAGGCACUGAAAAGCCUGGAACGACUCGACCUCAACAUGGCCGAGAUCUGGGAGCAGAAAAGGUGAUGGAGGAUGAAGUGAUGCUCCACCUGUUGUGUUUGGUGCUGGGAUGUCCAGUCCAGGACCGGAGCAGAGAGGGCCGACCUCGGGGCCCGGCGGCGGAGGACGUCGGCCGAAGGUGGAGGAGGCCCGCAGGGACCAAAAUAAACUGUAAGCAGAACAGUAAUGGGGCCUCCCAAACAGCUCCACCUUAAACUUUCUCAAAUAACACAGAGCCUCCUUAAAAACUGCCUCGUCUCAUGUCACUGUGUGCAAUUCAACAGAAAUAGUGAAUAAAUUAUUCAAGGGGGUGCAGGGUGUAGAUAAUGUUUAAGAAGUGGAGGGGUAAUUUAUUUUUCUGUCAUCUUGGUAACGGGACAUUGGAAAUGAAGGGAUUUUUUUCUCAUCGAUGCACACUGAAGACAAACUCUGCUGUUGCCAGUUUCUCAGACUUUAACAGAAAGUUGAAGAUUCAGGUGAUUGAAUAUUUUCCUCCUUCCUGCUCUUAAAGAAUCAACAUGACUCCUUUUGGAAAUUUUUUCAGUUUUUAACAUGAUUUUCUAGAUUUCCAAAACCUGCAGAUGAGGACCUUAAGGAACUGCUUUUGAGGCAGAAAAUAACAAAAUCCAGACAAAACUGAACUCUUACAUUCUACAUCCUGAUGUUACCAAAGUAAAACUGCUUCUAAUUUGGUAAUUCAGACUCCUCAGUCGCACUUUUCCCCUCAAAUCAUGUGUCAAACAUUUUGUCCACAUGAAGGUCCACAGAUGAGUGAACUCAGUCGAAGAAAUGAACUGACGAGGAGAGUUUUGAGAUCAGCUGUAAAGUCAAACAGCUGAGUUGGAGUAGAGUUAUUCUGCAUGAAAAUGAGCUUUUUGUUUCCUCAGAGGCUGAAAUGAUCUCAAACGAAAAGAAAAUCUUGUUUCUUUUUACUUUUCAUCCAUAAAUGUGUGUUUCAUUUCUACUUGCUGCUGGAGAAAAAGGGGUUCCUGAACUUGUAGCGCAAAAGUCAGACCUUUAAGAGGUGCAGCUGCGUAUUCUUAUCCGUCUGGAUUAAUGUUCAGAUUAUUCACCACAUUAAUAGUUUUCAGUGUAAAAGGUGAAAAAGCACCUCUUCACAAAGUUUUUUCACCCAACUGUCAAAACCUAAUGCUUCACUGAAUCUGAAAAAAAAUGGAAAAUUGGUCAACCUGGAACAUUUGAGAAGCAACCACUGAAACUGUUCCACAAUCACAAUAUUUUUUUAUUUUUUUUUUGAGGAAAUUAACCUUUUUUUUUUUUUUAGUAUAAUGGUAAUUUUGUUUUAUCCAAACAAACUUCUAGAUGUUGCUCAACUCAUUCUGAUACAAAAAUUAGAUAAAUCUUAACUUUUUGUGCUUGUAAUUAUAUUUUUCAUGAUGACUAAUGAAUAAUUUUAUUACCGCAAGAUAAUUAGGCUCGUUUUCAUAUAAUAGAUUAUUUUACCAUGUUAUGUGAAUAAUCGGCGCAUUAUGACAAGAAAGUAAAGGGUCUUUUUGUGUUUUUACUUCUGUCAGAUCAGCAGCAAUUUGAUGGAGGCGUCAUAACUGUAGAAACGGAUUUGUAUCGAGAAUUUCAGAUCAGUGAGGUCAUGUGACUGAUGAUCAGAAAUGAUAUAAUUUUUCUGUUAAAGAUAACAUUCAGACCAGUUAUUUUGUCAUGAUAAAUGAUCUCAAUAAAUCCUCCUUUUGUUUUCUUACAUAAAUUAAUUCAUUACUAAGGGAAAACGGUCUUUAUUGCCUCUUACACAGCUUUAGUGCUUUUCAGAACAGAAGGAAUGAUAAUUGCUUGUCAUCUAAAGGAUCAUUAUUAUUCACUGUUUCCAUGUUUGUCAAACAGAUUUUCUGCUUCGUUGUGAGGUUCAGCCCCUCUGAGCUCCAACCCAACAAACAAAACCCUGUCCUUGUGUGGUCACGUCACCUUCACAGAACACUACAGCAUUCGAUUCCCAAAAAUAUAAUUACAACUCAAAGCAUUAAUCAAUUAAAUGAACCAGGUUUGAGAAUUUUUUUUUUUUAUUUUAAUUUUUUUUUCGGGGAAACUAAAAGGAAUGUCUGCAGCUCUGAGGCUGGUUUGCUCAUGUCCAAUCAUUUUAUAACUUGAAAUGUUUCUCCCUUGGUUUGAUUUCUUUUCAAGCAAAGAAAAAUCAAAAGUACCUCGCGUCCUCUCGUAGGUCAGAUUAAUGCGAUUAAUGGGAGCUGCAAAGUUAAGAAGGUCUGGUGUUCUGGACUAAAGUAGAAUAAUGUGAAAGAACGCAGAACCCAAACCCGGAGCUGAGAGUUCAUUAUGGACUGGAUCAGACCUCCUCCUGUAAAGGAUGUCGAUGUGACGAGUGUUUACUCUAAAGGAAGAAACAAACCACAGUGUGACUCAACCAGAGUACAGAGCGGCAGGCGGUUCAACGGAAAACCGUUCUCAGUAAUUCACCGUUUGUGAAUCCAAGACACUAAACUGGACUCCAGAGGUGUGAUGUGACCGACUCACCUGAGGAGAUAAACCACCAUCAUCACUGUCUGCUUCAGAAGUGCCUCCUUUUGAUUGGCUGUCAGAGACGACACAUCUGAGCUCUCCACUGCAGUGUGCCUACCAUACCACUGUGUGAGUCUGUGUGAGUGAAUGUGUGUGUGAGUCAGUGUCUGAGAAACCAAAAUGUGUUGAAUCCUUCAAACCUGAUGUGAAUAAAACAGGAUGAUGGAA
Sphaeramia orbicularis (orbiculate cardinalfish) is the source of this 5824-nucleotide messenger RNA. It is a transcript of the gene vps54, whose product is annotated as VPS54 subunit of GARP complex. The transcript is spliced from 24 exons. The record is from RefSeq and is a predicted model, not a curated record. Bases 164 to 3136 code for a protein of 990 amino acids. Lineage: Eukaryota; Metazoa; Chordata; Actinopteri; Kurtiformes; Apogonidae. Gene Ontology annotation, cellular component: GARP complex. Gene Ontology annotation, molecular function: syntaxin binding. Gene Ontology annotation, biological process: Golgi to vacuole transport; retrograde transport, endosome to Golgi.